This is a messenger RNA of Nerophis lumbriciformis (worm pipefish), 699 nucleotides long. The record is from RefSeq and is a predicted model, not a curated record. NCBI's taxonomy places the organism in Eukaryota, Metazoa, Chordata, Actinopteri, Syngnathiformes, Syngnathidae.
AUGGAGAUGGAGGUCCAUGGGAUCUGGGUUGAUGCCCUGAGGUUGGGCCUUCCACAUUCAGUCUUUAACCUGAUCCUCACCGCACUGCUGGUCUUGGGGUCUGCCCAGGCCUUGGAAAUGUCCGUAGGCAAGAUUCCCUUCCUGGAGGCCGUGAACGGCAGCACAGUCACGUUGCCCUGCACUUAUGCCAGCUGCAUUGGCAUCGAGAACCUUUAUUUCAGAUGGCAGUUUAGCGAUAACGGCACCAUGCGAACGGUAUGUGAUGCAGUGAUACCAUCGGAGGGCGUGGUGCCAAAGGUCAAGAUUUACAAAGAGCGCUUCGAAUUUGUGGGGAAAAACAACGACAUUUCCAUACUUUUGUGGAACAUCACCUUUGACGAUGCAGGCCAGUACACUUGCUUCGGACGCAACCCAAAAGAAAAGGACAAGAACCACAGCGCCAUCUUCACGCUCUACGUGGUGGACGAGUUGAAGGUAGUGGACAACACGGUGACCAUCAUCAUAGCUUCUGCUGUGGGCGGAGCUAUCGCACUGCUGAUGGGCUUCAUGCUGCUGAAGAACUUCACCCUCUUUGUUCUUUCCAAGAUGGAGGAGAAAAAUAAGGAGUGCCUUGUAACUUCAUCAGGGAUUGACAACACAGAAAAUGGCCUCUCAGGAUCGAAAGUGGAUUCAAAAGCCAAACCUACAAAACAAAAAUGA